This is a messenger RNA of Letharia columbiana, 279 nucleotides long. RefSeq lists its product as uncharacterized. Bases 1 to 279 code for a protein of 92 amino acids. The record is from RefSeq and is a predicted model, not a curated record. Lineage: Eukaryota; Fungi; Ascomycota; Lecanoromycetes; Lecanorales; Parmeliaceae. The transcript is spliced from 4 exons.
AUGUCGCAGAAUUUCAAAACCAUCGAUCUCCAACCGCAGCCCGAGAAGCCAAUGGGUGCGCAUCUGCGCGAUGGCGACUCCAAGGAUAUCAUCUCCGAGCAGCCUAGCUCCCGCAAGAUGAGCAUGCAAGCCGAGCCGCAGGUGUCGAUGCGCGGUGGGGGUGUCAUUGGCGACUGUGUCGACGCCAUCGCCAGAGCUGGCGUCCGCGUGCAUGGAGCAUGUGAAGAGUCGGGACAUAACUGGCACGCUGGGUUUGGGAGGGCGGAUGGCAAGCCGUAG